UAAGCGUUUCUCCUCAGAGAGGAAAAAGCGAAAGGCAGCUUCUACUUCUUCAUUUCUUUGUCAUUCGGCAUAUCUACGCGUUUAACACGCGCACUCAGGGCAUUGUUUUGGAAAAAAAGUUGUUUUUUAUGUCAUUAUGAGUCGGGACCUACGGGCUCUGCAUGAUGACCUCUUUUAGAACAUUUGGUGGAAUAAACGUCGCACUGCAGGAGAGCAGCGUUUAUGAAGAAUACUGUGAUUUGCAACUUUUGGUUUUAUGACUUAUUUUCAGCUGUUCGUUUGGGAUUGCUGUCGCUGGUCACUUUUCUCGCUGCUGAGUUCCUCGAUGGCGUAGGUGGUUGCAAGAUUUCUUCAAUCACCUUUUUGGACAAGGAUUUGAUAUUUACCAGGCAUAUUCAUCUGGAUUAUGUGCGUAACACAAAUCGGAGUGUUUAAAAGCCAGUGAAAAGUCAUCAUCAUCACUUUUCGGAGAAAGGGAAAUGCGGAGUGAAAACGGCGUGUAGGAGGAUGCUGCUGCUUGUACAAUGGAAGUGAAGAACUCUUUUGCUGUUGUUGCGGUGGUUUGUCUGUUAUUUUGCACCACUUUCAGCCAAGAACUCAACCCCAAAGGCAGGAAUGUAUGCAAAGCACCUGGAUCAUCAGGAUCUGUGUGCUGCAGUGGAUGGGGGCAGCUAGGGGAUGAAUGCCUGACACCUCUCUGCGAAGGCAACUUCACCUGCAAGGAAAAUGAGGUGUGUGUCAGGCCGAAUGAAUGUCGCUGUCGUCAUGGAUACUUUGGAGCUAGCUGUGACACUAAAUGCCCUUCCCAGUUCUGGGGCCCUGACUGCAAGGGGAAAUGUAAUUGUUACCCCAACGGCCAGUGCGAUGACUUGACUGGCGAGUGUACAUGCAACCACAAUCGUUGGGGACCUAACUGCGAGAAUGCUUGCUUAUGCCAAAAGGGAAAGUGUGACCAAGAGACAGGCAAAUGCACAUGUCACCCUGGCGCCUGGGGUCCCCAGUGCAAUAACAACUGCUACUGCAGCAUCAACUCUGUCUGCGAUGCAAUGACGGGCCGAUGUAUGUGCAAUCCUGGUUGGACGGGCAGGAACUGUGCAAUCCAGUGUAACUGUAACAACUCACCAUGCGACCAGUUCGCGGGACGCUGCCAGUGCCGGGAGAGGCUGUGGGGCCCACGGUGUGAUCGUUACUGCCAGUGCAUCCACGGCAAGUGCAACCAGGCCGACGGCUCGUGCACCUGCACACCAGGGUACCGUGGGAAGUUCUGCAGGGAACCAUGUCCUGCCGGAUUCUAUGGUCAAAACUGCAGGAACAGGUGUGGGCACUGCAAGGGCCAGCAGCCCUGUAAGGUAACAGAGGGACGUUGCAUCACCUGUGACAGAGGUUGGAAUGGAACCCGGUGUGACCAGCUCUGCUCGAAAGGCUUCUUCGGCGAAAAUUGCCAGGAUGUGUGUCCCACCUGUAAAGACGGUCACCACUGUGACCCCAUCCAUGGCAAGUGCUCUCACUGUAACCCUGGCUGGAUUGGGGACAGGUGCGAGGUGCGCUGCCCCAACGGUACAUAUGGCGAGAACUGUGAGAACAACUGCAGUCACUGUUUUAACGGCAUCUGUCAUGUUGUCACCGGAGAGUGCUUGUGCGACCGGGGAUUUUAUGGCACAUACUGCAAUAUGACCUGUCAACCUGGCCAGUACGGAGUGAACUGCAACCAAACCUGCUCUUGCAAUGACAAGAACUGUGAUCCUGUGUCUGGUGCUUGCUAUCUCCAGCCCAACCAGCGGAUGGGUGUGAUCGCGGCUGGAACCCUGGUCUCCUUUUUACUGAUUGUCCUCCUCUCGCUGCUGUGCUGCUGCUGCCUGUGUCGACACAAAGACGACCACAACAAAAAAGCCAAGCGGAUCCUGUGUGGACGAUUCAGCCGAAUCAGCACUAAACUUCCCCGUAUUCCACUGAGACGACAGAAACUACCCAAAGUAGUCGUAGCCCACCACGACCCAGAGAACACCUUCAACUGCAGCUUCAUCGAGCCCCCGUCAGUGGCGGAGCAGCCAUCCCCCUCCUCCUGGUCGUCCCAGGAGUCUUUCUCUUCCUUUGAGAGCGGAGACGAGGGGCCAGUUUACUGUGUGCCCCAUGAAGAAUCUGUAAACGAAAGCAGAGGGAAGCGCAGCCCCAGCCCAGCAACAGAGAAGCCCGAAGCUGUCUCUAAUGACGAUGAUGCAGGGGAGUACACCUCGCUGAAAGACACCAGUGUCACAAAACCAGAAGGCAGCGAGCAGCCCCUGCUCAAGUCCUCUGACAGUGAAGGCUCCACCAGUGGCUCUGAAUCCACUACUGUGGCCCUCUACGCCCGCAUCGCCCGCCUCUCCAAGCAGUCCAAGGAGGAUGAUGGCAGUGGCAAGGAUGGGGAUGGCGCUCCUACACCAGAGGGUAAGCGCAAUGGAAAGCCACCACCUUCACCUGGCAAGCCCAAACCACGUCCACCAGACCCGUCCACUAAGCCUAAAGUAUCUUGGAUACACGGAAAUACUACAGGGUCUCCCCAGCCUGAGCAACAGGGGCAUGGGGGAAUCAAGGCACUUGCCCUGCCAAAGGAGAAAAAGAGGAGCUCCAGCGAUGGCUCAGCCAAGAGCGAGGAGCAGCAGAAAAUGAAGGAGAGGAGCCGUGAGCAACAGAAGAAACAAGAGGGGAAGGAGGCGGACGUCAAUGGCUCCCCCAGCAAACACAAACCUCUGCGAGGCAAGAAGUCUGGGGACGAGCCCAGCAGUCCCAGUCACAUGGAGCACAUCAAUGGUGUGGUUCAGAAUGCCCUCAAGAAGAUAAGUAGCUUCCACAGCUCCACAUCUGAGAAGAAGAGUGCUGACAGUCCAAAGGAGAUCCCGAAGGAGCCACCGAAGAGCCCCAAGGUCAUCCACCCUCAUAUGAACUCUGAGGCUGCCACACUCCUGGCUGCUCAGCUCAAGGAGAAAACCCAAAGCAUCAACAGGAACGAGGGGACAGGGUUGACGAAGACCAACGGUCUCUCCACACCCAAGGGAAACAGGGAGAAGCCUACACCUCCACAGAAAGCCAAGAGGACCCCCUCCAGCGGUUUAAACCAGCAGGGCUCCACCAAGCCCCUGCUGCCCACCUCGAGCAACCUCCAGAAGAUGGUGGCUCCCGUCGCCACCGACCUUGGGAACCCUGAAGCCAAGAGCCCGGAGAAGCAGGACUUGAACGGCUCAAGGGCAGGGGACCUGAUGUUUGAUCCUACACCAAAGAAGACUCCCAUAAAAAAGCCACCCAGGAAGAAAGGCAAGGAGGGUACUUUGGAUACAUCGGAAAAUAAAAUACCCCAGCAUAAGACAGCCAUCAUGCCACCACAGGUAGUGAAAUAAGCAUUUUUAAAGACAAAUGACCAAAAGUUUGUGAUGGAUUUCAAAGAGACUAAAAUGGAUUUGUUGGAAGUUGAAACACAUAGUUUUUCAAUCAAGGAAUUUUGACAUUUUCUGUGUGCUACGACUCCGGGACCAGUCAAGAGUGAGAAAUGCUUUUAAAUCGAGGGCGCAAUCGUAUUGGUGAGUUGUAUUAUAAUGACCUCUAUACACCAUUGUAUUUCAUUUCAAGAAUUCUUUAUUGUGUAACAACUAUGUAUCAAUCUCACACCACAACCUGUUGCUAAGCCGGACACAACUGUGAGAACAGUGGUGCACAGACUUAAUCCAUAGUUCAUUCAUCUCUAUUCCUCUGCAGUAUGUCCACCACUAUAUUUAUAUAUGGAUUGCUUUUGAGGUUGCAUGACUGUAAUUUGCGAUGCAGGUGUCAGGAAGAUAGCAUUUGUUUUGUACGCUCUCCAAAGGUACUAAGGGUACUAAUAAAAAACAGAAAAUUAGAUCCUCUGAGGAUUGCAAGCUAUUUUGUUUUCUUUGAAUUGUUUGUGGACCAACAUGCAUAAAUACAGUUAAAUACAUAGGCUAUUCUUUGCAGAUGAGGGUCUACUUCAUUUUUGUCAACUAUGAGCAACACUUUCUACGUGAUUUGUGGGGAACUUCUUGAGCAAAGAAAGCACCUUUUUAUUUCCCUCCUUUAUUUUUCUGCUUAGCAAGUUUCAGGUUGAUAAACCACAUUUUAAGAAACAUCUUUUAACUAAAUUUGACACCCCAAAAUACACAGGUUACGCUACAUUUAGGACCUAAUUGUCCGCUUUGCUUGUGAGUCACCUUUAAAUUCCGCACUGAGCUUUAGCGUUGAUCUCAAGGCUCUUCCUUACAGAAUAUAUUUUCAUUUUUGGAUUUAAAGACUUAGCUCUCUUUUGUUGAACUCUGUCAGACAUGGUUUGUUGAAACCCAAACAAGCUCUUUGAUCUUUCUGCAAAAAGGGCUGUUUUAAACCUCUUACAUACUUCGGCUAACACCAAAUCACCAGAAUGUGCUCUUACUGUACGUUUUAUUCAGUCAGCUAAACCACUAAACCAAAAAUGAAAUCCCAAGCUAUCCUAUGUCCUCACUUUAUGGCAUGCUUAUAAAUCAAUUUAAACUUACUUUCUUUCUCUGUAAUACAGCAACAUCUGCAGUUUCCCUAUGCUGUAUUUUAGAAAAACAUACUGCAAGACACCCCUGUAAAUCAGAUGCAAUACAUAGUUUUUUCCAAAGUAACAGUUAGUAGUGUUCUCUACAGAUCUGAUGAGAGAAAGAGACUGCCAUGUGUCUUUAUCUGCUCUUUUAGUUUAGUUGCGAAACUAGGUCAAAAUCACCAACUGAGCUACUUCCAUUUCACAUGAAUGUGUUUAUGCCAUCGGGAUAUUGAGUGGAAACAAAUAUUGUCAAGGAUGUUUUGUCCCUUAAGGAUCUUAUUAUCUUAAGCUAGUAGACUUAUGCUGAAGUCACAGGGUGCUUUAGUUUCAUUUGUUUGACUGUAGGGCUAAAUGGUACCGUGCCUUGAGUGUUAAAAUGUGCCUCAACUGUGGAUCAGUUUAAGCUAAAUAAGCCAUGUUUGCCUAAAUGUUGUUGCCAAGUUUUAUUUCAAGUGUUGAUCCUAAAACAAGUAAACCAAAAAAGGUGGUGGGGUGUGAUACUCAAACUGGAAUAAUUCAGUGUUUGAAGAGAAACAAUCUUUUUACUUCAGUUAUUGGUGGAUAGCUAUCUUGAAAGUAGCAUUUAAAACAUGAGCUAUGAGCAAUGAAUGAUAGGUAUGUAUGUUAACGUGCCAUUGGUAUUGGUAUGGGCUGAAGAAUAUAUUACAUUCACAGCUAAUUUGAAAAAUUGUCUUGGUUUUAUGUGUUUUUAUCAAGGUACAACGCAUUUCUUUGGGGUUUGUUUCAACAUGUUCUACUUGUAUACAUUGUGUACUUUUUAUUAUCUUUGUAAGCUGUGCUUAUAUGACCUUCUUAGUUCUUCUGUUUUCCUUGGUGUCAAUGAACUGGCUUUCAUGUUGUAUUUGCUUUUCUUUUUUUUUAUAUGUUGCUUAUUUUGAGCUCUGAAGCAAACCUACAGUAUGAGUACUUUCCAUCUUGUAAAGUUUACAUUGGCUUUGUAAUUGUUCUCUGUUGAUGUUAUUGUUUGUGUAACACUUAACUGCAUGACGCAGAGUGUAAUUAUAUGGCAUUAAUAGCUACAUCGGAAAUCUGUAACCUUUUUGUUCCCUCCAGUUGUUAUUAUUGCCUCCCAUACAUAAGAUUAACUCAUACGGAAAGGAUUGUACAAUACUACUAUGAUACCACUGUUCAAACAAUUGCAUAUACUUAAAACCAUAACAUUGUGUUAUUAUGAAGUGGCAAUUUUUAUCUGACUGGCCCGUGCCUGUUUUUAUAGGCGUACAGUGCAUUUUUGUAAAGAAGGGCCUAAAAAGCUGCAAAAACAUUACCAACUGUAAGGUAUAUUUUGUCUUUUGUGGUUUGUUCUUAGCAACUUUGAUUUCCAUUUGUGUAUGGUCAUUAAUUGGUGUUUCCUCAUUUACUUCUUUGGAAUAAAAAAAGCAAUACAUGUAGCUCUAGUGAAACCAGAA
Cottoperca gobio is the source of this 5979-nucleotide messenger RNA. RefSeq names its product scavenger receptor class F, member 2 (gene scarf2). Gene Ontology annotation, biological process: heterophilic cell-cell adhesion. Gene Ontology annotation, cellular component: focal adhesion. The transcript is spliced from 11 exons. The record is from RefSeq and is a predicted model, not a curated record. NCBI's taxonomy places the organism in Eukaryota, Metazoa, Chordata, Actinopteri, Perciformes, Bovichtidae. The coding region runs from base 525 to 3374 and encodes 949 amino acids. Gene Ontology annotation, molecular function: scavenger receptor activity.